AUGGCUGCGGUGUGGCGCGCUUCUUUGACCGCUGCGACAGUGCUGCUGCUGCUGCUGCUGCUGCUGGAGUCGUGUGUGGGCGGCGGAGCGCCCGUGGUGCGGACUCGCCAGGGCGCCGUCAGGGGGACCGCCCAGCUGUCCAGCAGUGGGCGCCACACGCUGGCCUUCCACAACAUUCCUUACGCGAAGCCACCCGUAGGGCCAUUGCGGUUUAAGAGUCCUCAACCACCGGAAGAGUGGGAAUACAUCCGUGAUGCCACAACUCCUGGGCCUUCGUGUUCACAGUUCUCAUUAGAUGGGUUGGAGGGAACCGAGGACUGUCUGUACCUCAAUGUAUUCACACCAGAGUUACACCCUACGGAGCUCCUUCCGGUAAUGGUGUGGAUUCACGGUGGUGGUUUCAUGCUAGGCAGCGCCACAACCUAUGAAUAUAGAUAUCUUAUAGACUACGACGUAGUUGUUGUCUCUAUUAACUAUCGUCUUGGUCCUCUAGGCUUCCUGAGUACAGGCGAUGAGGCUUCUCCUGGAAAUUAUGGCUUGAAAGACCAGGUAGCAGCGCUUAGGUGGGUUAAAGAGAACAUUGAAGCGUUCGGUGGCGAUCCUGGGAGCGUCACCAUCUUUGGGGAGAGUGCUGGUGGUGCGAGUACUCACUACCUCAUGCUGUCUCCGCUGGCCAAAGGUCUUUUCCACCGGGCGAUAUCCCAGAGCGGCGUAGCGCUGUCGCCGUGGGCAGUUUCUCAGACCGACGGUGUGCAGAAUGCGCGAAAGUUGGCUGCCCUGAUGGAUUGUCCAACGGAGCCCAGUGCAGCGCUGGUUGACUGCCUCAGGAACGUAGACGACUACAAGCUUGCCGGGGCUCAGACUCAAUACGCGGAGUGGGGCAUGUAUGCUCCUCUCAUACCAUUCCGACCAGUUGUGGAGGCUGAUGGACAGGACACGUUUCUACCAAGGCAUCCAGUUCAUCUACAGCCCCACACUGCUGUUCCAUGGCUGUUAGGGGUCACUAAAGAAGAAGCAAGCUUCUUUGCAGGAGCUAUCCUCGGAAACGACACGAUGACGCAAGAGUUACAGCAGGAGAGCAAGAGGCUGCUUCCUUUAGUGUUAUCUUACGACUCGUCGCAGCAGGCGGACUUUAUAACCGAGAAAAUUAACGACUUCUACUUCCCCUCUGGGGAGAUUACUCCAGACAAACUAACACAAUUAUUUUCGGAUGCCUUCUUUGUCUGGAACACAGAUGAAGCUAUUAGGAAGUACAAAGACACAGCUCCGGUCUAUUAUUACGUAUUUUCAUAUAAAGGGAACCUGCGGAUGCAUCAUGUGUUUGGAAUAAAAGAUUUAGGUAUUUGUCAUGGAGAAGACCUGUUAUAUUUAUUUUCAAACAACACAUACCUUCCAAUAAUUGGCGAGAGGCCCGAGAACGACAUUCAGAUGGUUAAAAUCAUGACUAAACUGUGGACGGACUUCGCAAGAACUGGAAAUCCAACACUAACUGACGAGCUGGUGAAUUGGCCGAGAGUGACUUCUGACGACCUGUUGGAAUAUCUGGAUAUAGGCCAGACACUACAGGUGAAGAAAGGGCUCUUCCAAGAGCGAGUAGACUUCUGGAGAUCGCUGCCUCUCAGAGAAACACAGCAUCAGAGCAAAGUCAGAGAGGAACUCUGAUUUUAGAUAAAAUGGAAGCCGAUUUUACACUAAAAUUUUCUUGAAACAAGACUGUAUACAAGAAGUUUAACGCUGUGUUUGUUAUUCUCUUUGAAUGUACAUGUCACUGUCUUCAGAGAAAUACCAAGUGCCUACAGAAAAUGAUAAA
This is a messenger RNA of Schistocerca serialis cubense, 1810 nucleotides long. RefSeq names its product venom carboxylesterase-6-like. NCBI's taxonomy places the organism in Eukaryota, Metazoa, Arthropoda, Insecta, Orthoptera, Acrididae. Gene Ontology annotation, molecular function: hydrolase activity. The record is from RefSeq and is a predicted model, not a curated record. The coding region runs from base 1 to 1662 and encodes 553 amino acids. The transcript is spliced from 10 exons.